AUGGCAACAGAAAGAACGAAUCAAGAAGCACGCUCAGCCACCAGUGAUCAAAGCGAUUAUCCUAGCGAGACUGAAUCAAAACAAAUGACCCAAGAUUCACAGAGUAACCAGGUCGAUCGUACCAACACUGGGUCUCAAGGAGCCAUGAAUCACCCCCAAGAUCAGCAACCUGUUCAACCAGCGAGUCAAGAGACGGGAAAGAAAAGCAGCGCACCUCGCGUGAGAUUGGAUAUGGAUCUCGAUGUUGAGUUACAGCUGAAAGCCAAAAUCCAAGGUGAUCUUGAGUUGGCCAUAUUAGAAAACUAA
This is a messenger RNA of Fusarium fujikuroi IMI 58289, 306 nucleotides long. RefSeq lists its product as uncharacterized. NCBI's taxonomy places the organism in Eukaryota, Fungi, Ascomycota, Sordariomycetes, Hypocreales, Nectriaceae. The record is from RefSeq and is a predicted model, not a curated record. The transcript has 2 exons. The coding region runs from base 1 to 306 and encodes 101 amino acids.